Messenger RNA from Chlorocebus sabaeus (green monkey), 3930 nucleotides. The record is from RefSeq and is a predicted model, not a curated record. Lineage: Eukaryota; Metazoa; Chordata; Mammalia; Primates; Cercopithecidae.
AUGACAUCAAAGUUUAUGACAACCUUUACAGAAUUUUACCCAACACUGAGGAGAGAACCACACCAGACACAGAGCACAGACACCACCAGAGAGUCUCAAACCAGCACUCUUACACAGAGAACCACAUCAAUUCCUUCCUUCUCCCCAAGUGUACACAAUGUGAAAGGGACUAUUUCUCAGAAGACAUUUCCUCCAGGUGAAACAACUACCUCAUCCCUCUUUAGUGUCACAAACACACCCAUGAUGAUAUCAAAGAAGAUAACAAUGACAACCUCCACAGACUCCACUCUUGGAAACACAGGGGAGACAUCAGUACCUGUUACAAGAAGUCUUAUGCCAGUCACUUCAGCAGCCCCAAUAACAGCUGAGCCAGAAGGACAAUUACCAGCAACUUCCUCAAGGACUUCUACUCAGGACACAACAGGUUUUUCUCAGAACCACCAGUCUCAGAGCACAGAGAUCACCAGCGAAGCUCAAACUGACACCCUCACACAGAUGACAUCAACUCUUCCCUCUUCCCCAAGUGUACUCAAUGUGACGGAGGCUGUUUCUCAGAAGACAUCUCCUCCAGAUGAAAUAACCACAUCAUUUUCCUCCAGUGUCACCAACACACUCAUGAUGACAUCAAAGACUAUAACAAUGACAACCUCCACAGACUCCACUCUUGGAAACACAGAAGAGACAUCAACACCAGGAACUGAAAGUUCUACCCCAGUGACCUCAGCAGUCUCAAUAACAGCUGAACUGGAAGGACAAUCACGAACAACUUCCUCAAGGACCUCUACGCAAGACACAUCAGAUUCUUUGCAGAACCACCAGACUCAGAGCAUAGAGACCACCAGAGUAUCUCAAAUCAACACCCUCACACCGGUUACAACAUCAACUGUUUUAUCCUCACCAAGUGGAUUCAACCCAAGUGGAACAGUUUCUCAGGAGACAUUCCCUUCUGGUGAAACAACCACUUCAUCCCCUUCCAGUGUCAGCAACACAUUCCUGGUGACAUCAGAGGUGUUCAGAAUGCCCACCUCCAGAGACUCUACUCUUGGAAACACAGAGGAAAUAUCACUACCUGUAAGGGGAACCAUUUCUGCAAUUACUUCUAGAGUUUCAACCAUAUGGUUGUCAGACACACUGUCAACAGCACUCUCCCCCAGUUCUUUACCUCCAAAAAUAUCCACAACUUUCCACACCCAGCAGAGUGAAGGUGCAGAGACCAUAGGACGGCCUCAUGAGAGGAGUUCAGUCUCUCCAGGUGUGUCUCAUGAGACAUUUCCUCCACAUGAAACCAUAACAUGGCCUUCCUCAUUCUCCAGUGAAGACCGCACAACUCGCUCACCAAAAGAACUGCCCUCAACACCAACAGGUGCUGCCACUAGGCUUGUCACAGGAAGUCCAAUAGUGCCAGGGACAGCUGGCACUAUUCCAAGGGUCCCCUCUGAGGUCUCAACAAUAGGGGAUUCAAGACAGCCCACCACACACCCCUCCCACAGCACAACUCUCUUGGAAACAACAGGGGCAGGUGCCCAGACACAAUGGACACAAGAAACGGGGACCACUGGAGAGGUUCCUAUCAACAGCCCAAGCUACAGUGUGACUCAGAUGAUAAAUACAACCCCAUCUUCUUCACCUAUGCUGAAUGGACACACAUCACAACAAAUUACAAUGGCACCAUCAACAAAUCAUUCAACAAUACAUUCCACAAACACCUCUCCUCAGGAAUCACUGGCUGUUUCCCAGAGAGGUCACACUCAAGCCCCGCAGACCACACAAGAAUCCCAAACCACAAGGUCCAUCUCCCCUGUGACUGACACCAAGACAGUCACCACCCUAGGCUCUUCCUUCACAGCCAGUGGGCACUCAUCCUCAGAAAUUGCUCCUCAGGACGCACCUACCAUAAGUGCAGCGACAACCUUUGCCCCAGCUCCCACUGGGGAUGGUCACACAACCCAGGCCCCAACCACAGUACUGCAGGCGGCACCUAGCAGUCCUGACUCCACCCUGGCGCCCUCAGGAGGUGCAUCACUUUCCAUAACAGGUGCUCUUCCUGGUGUAGUGUCAACACCAGGGGUCCUAGAAGGACGAUGGACAUCAGCCUCUGCCAGCACCUCACCUGACACAGCAGCAGCCAUGACCCAAACCCACCAGGCUGAAGGCACAGAGGCCUCUGGAGAAACACAGACCAGUGAACCGGCCUCCUCGGGGUCGGGCACCACCUCAGAGGGCACAGCUACCCUUUCCUCAUCCAGGGCGAGCGGCACAACACCUUCAGGAAGCGAAGGAAUAUCCAUCACAGGAGUGACCACAUGGUUCUCACCAAACCCCUCCAGGGACAGUCACACAACCCAGUCAACAACCGAAUUGCUAUCUGCCUCAGCCAGUCAUGAUGCCACCCCAGUAAGCACAGGAAUGGUGUCUGCGAUUGUCCCCAGCACCUUUCCUGUCACCCUCUCUGAGGCCUCCACUGCAGGGAGACCGACAGGACACUCAAGCCCAACUUCUCCCAGUGCCUCUCCUCAGGAGACGGCUGCCAUUUCCCAGAUGGCGCAGACUCAGAGGACAGGAACCAGCAGAGGGUCUGACACCAUCAGCCUGGUGUCCCAGGUGACCGACACUUUCUCAACAGUCACACCCACACCUCCUUCGAUCACAUCCAGUGGGCUCACAUUUCCACAAACCGAGACCCACGCUCUGUCACCUUCAGGGUCUGGUACAACCUUCAACAUGGCCCUCAUCAGCAACAGCCAUGGCACCCAGACAACAGUGCCAACCUCGUCACCUGGGACCACGGAAGGGCCACCUAAGGUCAGUUCCAGCACCCUGAGUGAUGGCGCCUCUCAUUCUCCUUCCACAGUUGUGUCCACCAGUGAGGGUGUUCUGACCACAGGCAGGAGCUCAGUCAUCCAUGAGACUGUACCCGCAGUGGUCUUUACCCCGGUACAUUCUGGUAACAAUGCCUUAACGAUUACCACGCGGGUGCCUGCAUCGUCAGUGGGCGUCUCAAGCACGCCCAGCCCUGAGCACCCGGAAGCUACAAGGGUGACCCCCACACCCAACCCCAUGAUAAGGUCCACGCACAAGAGUUCUACAAGCAAUCAUAGUGGCACAAUGAAUUCUACGCCAACCUCGUCAUUCUCCCCUACCACCUACCUGUCAAUCCAGACCACUCUGGAAGCUUCUUCAGCAUCUAAGUAUCCUAAGAACACAUUUCCCACGCCACAGCCAUCCAGAGACUCAGCUUCCUCCAGUGACGUGAACACAGCUCAGACCACACUGACUGUCUCUACUUCCAGCAGUCACUCUCCAUUCUCUCCAGCAUUCCCUGGCCCUGCUGUCACGUCGAACUCCACCACCCUACUCACAGGUCAUGCCACCCCUCUUGCCGUCAGCAGCGCAUCCUCAGCAUCCACAGUAUCCUCGGGCUCCCCUCUGAAGACGGAAACAUCAGGAAUGACGACAACGUCAGUGAAGACAGGCAGCGAGAGUGGCCGAACCGCCACCUCCACCACAGCCCCAUCCCCACCCCCGACCACCUCCCAGGCCGCCACCUCCGCCACUCCCAGCACUGCCACGCACACCCGCUCCACAGCUGCCCCCGUCCCCGUCCCGUCUGAGAAAGGAGCUUCCCUCCUCCCCUACGGGGCCGGUGCCGGGGACCUGGAGUUCGUCAGGAGGACCGUGGACUUCACCUCCCCGCUCUUCAGGCCCGCGACUGGCUUCCCCCUCGGCUCCUCGCUGCGCGAUUCCCUCUACGCUUCACAGGCUGGGACCCUGUGGCCCUGGUGGCUCCGUUCUGGGACGAUGCUGACUUCUCCACUGGUCAGGGGACCAUAUUUUAUCAGGUGAGCCUUUCAAAGCCUGGCAGUCAGGAUCCCGCAGCAGGGGAGAAAAAGAGCUGUGUGGAAGGCAUUGCCAGAGUCGCUGCUGUGACAG